Molecule: messenger RNA, 2567 nt
Organism: Lucilia cuprina (Australian sheep blowfly)
Lineage: Eukaryota; Metazoa; Arthropoda; Insecta; Diptera; Calliphoridae
Exons: 6
Coding region: 1591-2553 (320 amino acids)
Molecular function (GO): carbohydrate binding; galactoside binding
Source: RefSeq, a predicted model, not a curated record
UUUUUUUUUUGAAACUUAUUCAAAGUUAAAAUUGUGAGAAAAUAAACAUAUUUUUCAAUUUUCAUUUCUCAAAUGAAAAUAUAGAAAAAUACAUAUUUCCUUUAAAAUGUAUAUUUUUGAAUGUAUGUAUUUCAUUCAAGUGAUAUUGUUUUCCAACUUUGAACUUCUAUUAUACAUCUCGACAUUUACAAUGAUGUUAAUAAGGGUUCAUCAUCAAAUUCUAGCAUGCUACAAAAUUGUUUUCUCUGCCAACUCAAUGCGUAUACGCAGUCGAAAAUACAUAUGUAUGUAAAAGUGUAUGUUCACUUAGUUACACUCUCAACUUUUAUUACCAUAUAUGGUAAUAAUUUCGUUUUUUUUAUGACCCUUAUUGCAAAUAUUUUUGUCUUUUUUUCGCAGCAGAUCAUUCAAUGAUAUUGCAUUUACUUUAUUCUCAUCAAAAGUCAAAACCUGUCUUUACUACGCACUUUUUAUUACGCAAAUAAUAUGCAAAUCAGAUCAAGAUCAGUAUCAAAGAUAAAGUGAUUGAGUCAACAAGCGACCAAACAAUGAAAUUAACAAACGUUUAAAAAGUUCAAUUAAUAUAUUGAAACACCAAUUAAUUAGUAUAAAUUUUAUAAAAAAAUUGUGCAAUUCUCCUUUUGAAAAAAAAUAAAGAAAGUGUUAAUAAAAUCUAUUUUCAAUAUAAUAUCAAUUUCCUACAUUUAAACAUCUUUGUCCAUGGUAAAGUCUCGAUUAGGACAAGGUUCUCAAAUCAAAAUCAUCAUUUUAUAUGAAGCUAAUAUCACCACCACCACAAUAAUUUUAUUCGAAAUCCUUGAAUAUUUGUGGAAAACUCCAGAAGGGCCAUUUACGGACUUAAGAAGUAUUCCACCUGAACACGUGGGGAAAUUUUUUUUAAGUGUGGAAACCUCACCCAGACUUAAAAAGCAAACCUAAACCAAACAACAACAACAAAAUCACCAUUAUCGUCUUCUUUUGCUGGGCCCUUCAAUCGAGAGAACGUUAAAAUGGAACAUCAGAAAAUUGAGUUAUAAUGGUUUGCUAUUGUGGGUGCACAGUGGUGAGGGAGUAGAUAAAUUGUAAUUGUAAAAAAAGUAUAAUUAUAGAAACUUUAUGAACAUCAUAAUUCAAAUCAAAAUCAAGCAGAACUAUUUACUUAAUAUACAAAACUAUUCACUACUACUAAAUACUGUUUAAUGCUAUUAUUAAUAUAAAAUUAAAAAAACAAAUAACAUUAUAUCCACUGUACACUGGGUAAAUCACACGAUCGCUAAUGCCGGCCGCAAGUAUUUAUAGAAUUCAUAAGUUUCUUCACAUAUUCAAUGCAGGGUGGCAUGCAGUCAGAGAAACGAUCUGUUUUUUUUCCGAGAUCACAUAAAGAGCGAGUAAAUGUGUGAUUUUUUAUCUUUAAAUAAAUAAUACCGAUUGAAACUCACAAUAUGAUUCAUUUGUUAAGAGCGGUUUAUAUGUAUGAUUGCCUUAAACAAAUAAUAUAUUGAAAGUUAUUUAGUCGUGUGUUAAACAUAAAUAAAUACGGUGCCUUCAAUUUUAUUUUCAAUUUGCAAAUAAAAAAGAUAUUUAGUUAAAAUGGGAUCUUUAUUUCAAACGACUUUAGUGCAACAUUUAGAAUUUGGUCAAAAUUUGGUAAUAAAAGCAAAGGCCGAAGAAGACGCAACAUGGUUUAAUAUCAGUCUAACAACCGGAAAAAUGGAAAAUAUUCCUCAUAUCGACAUAGGUCUACAUAUGCUUGUUUCGGUUACCGAAGGUGUCAUCGUCUUUAAACAAUGCGUAAAGGACAAUUGGAAAUACUUAAAGUUAAUCGAAUACGAUACUUCAAAUUUCUUAACUGUCUUCACCAUAAACAUAAUAAUGGAUGAGCAAAAUUAUCAUAUUGGAGUCAAUAAUGAACCUUGCAUUUAUGUUAAAUAUGGAAUAUUACCAAAACGUUUAAAUACUUUAAAAAUAAAUGGUCAUUUAGAGAAAGUUCUACAAGUUGAUCAUAGACAACAUUUUCCAUACUUAUGGCCACCCAUACAGUUACCGGAAACCUUUGUAGACUUUAGUAAUGAACUACCAAUACCAUUUAGAUGUAAUCAGGUAAUGGUAUUGAAAGUAAAAUUAUCGGGCAAUAGUAAAGGACGUUUGGUAAUACAAUUUCGUAAUGUAUGGGAAGUGUGCCGUGAGGAGUUACAUAUGAGCAUACGAUUUGGCGCAAAACGUAUAGUUUGGAAUUCGAAAUUGCCUAAAGAAAAUUCUGAAGAUUUGGAAUAUGGUAAAGAGGAAUAUGAUAAUUGCUUUCCUUUUGAAGUUUUCUCUAAACCUUUUAAACUUGCUAUUGCAUUUACUGAGAAGUCUUUUAAAAUUGCCAAAAAUGGUGCUCAUAUAUAUGAGUAUGCCUACAGAACCCCUGAUGUUUUAAAGGAUCUUAUGGGCGUGAAAAUGUUUGGUACCGAUGGUGUUAACAUCCGUGUUUGUAGUGUAGAUCAUAUAUUUCUAAAUGAAACUCAAUGUCUAGAUUAUGCUACAUAUUCUAUUAUGAAAUAUACUUGAUUUAAGUAAUAUUA